AGUACGGCGAGCUUCGGUGACUGCCAGUUGAAAACAAAAAUGGCUGCGCAUGCCAGAACGAGCUGCCGCUUGCUGGGGAGACACGUCCCUGUCCCGCCGUUCAGAGAACUCUUCGGCCGGCGCGGGCACGGGACCGUUCGACUGAGCUCCAGCGCGUCGCGCGAGGGAAGCGAGGCUGAAUUUGGAAAAUCGACUUCAACGGCUGCCAACUUCGCCUCAUCCCUGACAGCCAGGGACAGACAGGAGAGGCUGAGAGAUGACAGCAUACUCCCCUUUUCAGCCUUCUUGACUGACAACUUUGGCCGGAGGCACAGCUACCUGCGCAUCUCCCUGACGGAGAAAUGCAACCUGCGCUGUCAGUACUGCAUGCCAGACGAGGGGGUGAAGCUGACACCGCGGAGCCAACUGCUGACAACCGCGGAGGUUCUGACCCUGGCUCGCCUCUUCGUACGCGAGGGCGUGGAGAAGAUCCGCCUCACCGGAGGAGAGCCCCUCAUCAAACCGGACGUGCUGGACGUCAUCAAAGAACUGAGGAAGCUGGAGGGCCUGAAGACCAUUGCAGUGACGACCAACGGCAUGAACUUGGCCAGACUUCUGCCGAAGCUGAAAGACGCCGGCCUCGACCUGAUCAACAUCAGCCUGGACUCGCUGGUCCCCGCCAAGUUUGAGUUCAUUGUCAGGCGUAAAGGCUUCCACAAGGUCAUGGAAGGCAUAGACAAGGCCAUCGAACUGGGCUUUAACCCUGUGAAGGUGAACUGUGUGGUGAUGCGAGGCCUCAACGAGGACGAGCUGCUCGACUUCGUGGCGCUGACGGAGAAGAAGCCUCUGGAGGUGCGCUUCAUCGAAUACAUGCCCUUCGAUGGCAACAAGUGGAACUUUAAGAAGAUGGUGAGUUACCAGGAGAUGCUGGACCUCAUCAGGCAGCGGUGGCCCGACCUGGAAAGGCUUGAAACCGGAGGCACAACUUCCAAGAUGUUCAAAGUUCCCGGGUUCAAAGGUCACGUGGGCUUCAUCACCUCCAUGUCGGAGCACUUCUGUGGCUCCUGCAACCGCCUGCGUAUCACCGCCGACGGAAACCUCAAGGUGUGUCUGUUUGGGAACUCCGAGGUGUCUCUGAGAGACGUCCUGCGCUCGGGGGCGUCGGACGAGGAGCUGCUGCAGAUCAUCGGAGUCGCCGUGGGCAGCAAGAAGAAACAACACUCAGGCAUGUUUAAUAUCUCGAAGAUGAAGAACAGGCCGAUGAUCCACAUUGCCGCCCCCCUUCCCCACGGGCCCCCGUCUCCGGCAGAGCGGCCAGCCGGCCGGAGAGCUUUCCCCAUGGCCCCCCUCCCUCCCACCGACCCCUCCCCCUCUGCAGCAGCCUCAGGCGGAGUCCUGCGCCGAGGGGCCUCCUCAUGCUCCUCUGGACCCUCACUGACCCGCGACGGGUCCCAUCUCCAAACUCAACGCUGCGCGGACACGGAGCCCCCCCCCCGCAGCGCGGCGGCCUGCCGCUCCACAAAGAUCCCGAGCCGCGUCGGGGGAGGCGGCCUCGGGUACCCGCGCGCCGGGACCGCACCUGUUCUUUGCACACAGCCAAUUAACGCCGGAGGAGGCGUGACGCGACCGAGCGUGAGGCGGUGCCACCACCAGAGUUCCAGCGAAGACCCCGGCGCUCCGUCGUCGGGCGCAGACGUCCGCGGCGCGUCGCCCGACGACGCCGCCGCAGCUCAGCUGACGCACACGGACGCCCGGGGCCGCGCCGCCAUGGUGGACGUCGGCGGCAAAGCGUCCUCGCGCCGAACCGCCACGGCGAGCGCCACCGUGCUCCUGGGCCCCGCCGCCUUCCGGCUGCUGCGAGACCACCAGCUGGCCAAGGGCGACGCCUUGGCCGUGGCGAAGCUGUCCGGCAUCAUGGCCGCCAAGCAGACCGCCGCCCUCAUCCCGCUCUGCCACCCGCUCCCGUUGGACCACGUCUCCGUCACCCUGGAGCUCGCCGAGCCGCGGAACGCCGUCACCGUGACGGCGACGUGCCGCUGCACGGGCCGGACGGGAGUCGAGAUGGAGGCGCUCACCGCCGCCUCCGUCGCCGCGCUGACCGUCUAUGACAUGUGCAAGGCGGUGAGCCAUGACAUCAUCAUUACAGAUGUGAAGCUGGUCAGCAAGACGGGCGGGAAGAGAGACUUUCAUCGUCCUACGUGAUCCCAUCGCCGCCUUUUAACGUCAACUGGGGCGGUACCGGUACCAUAACGACCACGAUGCACUGCCACACUAAUAUUAUUAAUUAAUAAUCACUAAUUUGCGACAGAGAGCUUUACAAUCGGUACAAAGAUCCGACAUCCACACACCGUUUUGACUGCUGCGGUUCGCCGUGACCCCGGUGCAACCCUCAACCCGGAAAAACAUUCACGAAGAACGAGGUGUCAAUGAAGCGUCGGCGCCGUGUAGGCCACACCCACUUCCACCCAAAGUGUCUGUUUCAGCAAACAUUUACGUUCCGGCCACCAGAAUGAUUUUCAAGGUUCCCGUCUCCCUCCCUCCCUUCCUCCUCCUCCCCCCUAGUUGCCUUUUACUUUGACCAAAGUCCAGCCCGGUGCAGACCGGCUCCCUCGUGUUCCUGUUCUCUUUAGUUCAGCGGCGGGUUGCUCGUAGCUUCAUGUCGACGUGUUUCCUGUGCGUGACAGGAGGGGAGGAGCUCCGGGCCAGACGCGCCACUAGAGGGCGCUCACGCCCAACGAGGAGGAGGAGUUUCAGGUCCUCUGCUGCUAGGAGCACAACUGUGAAUGUUUUUGGUUAAUUUAGUUUUGAUGAUGAUAAUCGGUGGAAGAAGAAUUUAAUUUCAAGUCGUGUCUUUAUUGGAUUCCACUUGAGCUUCUAUUGUUUUCCUUCUGCUGCGUCGUCGUUUUCUGGAAACACUGCGAAUGAGAACACAAACACCUCACACGAUGAACGUGGUGGGUAACGUUUGUUAAGUUGACUAAAUGUUUAGUUGUGUGACAACAGGCGUCCGUGUGUUGACAUGUUUGUGUCGUUGGAGGCUCAUUGGCACUUUAUACAAAAUGAAAGCUUCCUGCCGUCUUUCUCCGGUGUCCUUGUUAACUUUGUCUGCCGGUCGAGUGCCCAGUGAGUCCACAAUGUGGGAGGCGGGGCUAAGUCACUGAUUCUCCCAGGUGAGGAUAGUUCACCUGUUGCCUGAAGUCAAUUAAGUUUAUUUGGUAAAGCCCAGAAUCACAAAUUUUCCUCAGAGGGCUUUACAGUCUGUACUUGUACGACGUCCCUGUCCCCACAUCGGAUCAGCUGGAAAACUCCCAAAAAAGAUGGACAUGGUUAGGCCUCAUAAGGACACACUGUGAAGGGAAGGAGACGAGAGAAGGAGACAGCCGCAGAUGUAUUCCUCUGAUUAACUGGGAUGACAUGGCGGGCCGUUUCAGAUUAGAGUCUUCUGUUGUCGAGCCUCUAAACCGCAGCGGGUUUAUCCAUCUUUUCUUUCAUUUGUAACUCAUUCAAUAGACAAUCAGCUUCAUAAAGUGAACAUUUUUCUUUUUAUCCCAAUUCACAUCUUCCUUUUCUCUUGAUGUGACGUUACAAGAACCUCAACGAAUGGCUUCUUACACAGGAAAAACAAUAAAUACAUGGCAGGUGA
Messenger RNA from Pseudoliparis swirei, 3622 nucleotides. It is a transcript of the gene mocs1, whose product is annotated as molybdenum cofactor synthesis 1. Gene Ontology annotation, biological process: Mo-molybdopterin cofactor biosynthetic process. The coding region runs from base 40 to 2181 and encodes 713 amino acids. The transcript has 11 exons. Gene Ontology annotation, molecular function: GTP 3',8'-cyclase activity; 4 iron, 4 sulfur cluster binding; cyclic pyranopterin monophosphate synthase activity. Lineage: Eukaryota; Metazoa; Chordata; Actinopteri; Perciformes; Liparidae. The record is from RefSeq and is a predicted model, not a curated record.